Messenger RNA from Fusarium poae, 429 nucleotides. RefSeq lists its product as uncharacterized. NCBI's taxonomy places the organism in Eukaryota, Fungi, Ascomycota, Sordariomycetes, Hypocreales, Nectriaceae. The coding region runs from base 1 to 429 and encodes 142 amino acids. The transcript has 2 exons. The record is from RefSeq and is a predicted model, not a curated record.
AUGACGUUUGACAUCAUGUUUGACAGUGAAGGUGUUUACAGGAGAGUCAGAGAUGCCAAUAUCCUUAUUGACGACACAGUGAAGUUAUUGUAUCGUGUCCAGGAUGACGAGAUCUUGACCAAGAUGUUCUUUAAGCCUGCUCUUGAAUGGAAAUUCAAAGUCAAAAUACCAUGGGCACAGGGUGAUCAGCAUGCUCUCUUGUUUGUCAUCGAGGUUUCCGUAACGAGCAAUACCAAUGAUGAUACUGCCAAGCGUCUGCAAGGUCAUGCUGUCCACGUGAAAGGUGUCAACGGGUCUGAUAAGAGAAAUAGCAUCAACGAUGUUAACGAUAUCACGAACAUUCCUCAACCGAGCUUUUUGAACGGGACCACCAUCACUGGUGUUGAUAGCAACUCGUUUCUUUCUCCCGACAUCGUGAACGACAACUGA